This is a messenger RNA of Mucor mucedo, 2518 nucleotides long. RefSeq lists its product as uncharacterized. Gene Ontology annotation, biological process: lipid metabolic process. The record is from RefSeq and is a predicted model, not a curated record. NCBI's taxonomy places the organism in Eukaryota, Fungi, Mucoromycota, Mucoromycetes, Mucorales, Mucoraceae. Bases 68 to 2518 code for a protein of 816 amino acids. The transcript has 7 exons.
CUAAAACGAUUUCUCUUUCUUUUUCUCCUUAUUAUUCAUUUCUUUCACUUAUUUCUCCAUCUGUGUAAUGACGUCUGAAAGAGAAGAAGCCAAUAAUGCUAGAAGAUUAUCACUGCCUGACCUCACCAAACUCAAAGACGAGUGGGAUCGUAGAGAAGCUAUCCAAGCAACAGCUCAACUUUCGCCUGGAAGACUACAGAUUGAUUUACUUAAUGUGCGAAGCGAUGUCGUUGUGACAAGACCUCUCAUGAGACUCAGGAUGGGCUCACAGCACUACUUUUCUUCUCGAUCGAAGCAUGGCAACGGCAACUGGAACGAGGGCUUUUUGUUUACGAUUUCCUAUCACAAUCAAUUGUUUGAUACUAUUGAGUUGGAUCUGUACGAUAAGAAGAAAAAGUGGAGAUCAACAACAAAGCACAUCGGCAAGGCUAAAUUAAAGAUUGCCAAAUUAAAAGACAGAGACGAUGUAUUUAUCACGUUUCUACCAAUGUACGAGUAUCAUGUAAAACGUUAUUUACCAGCACACAUUCAACUACCACACACGUUCCUCAAGUCACAUAUGCCAAACAUGUCCAAAUUCACACAGUAUGGAUACAAUCAUUUUGGCGGAAAAAAGACCGCCAAAUCAUGUCAUGACAAUGAUUCGGAAGAUGAACUGUAUUUAGAUGUACCACCUGUUUAUAGACAACAUUCAAGCCAUAGUAAACAUUCAAUGACACCCUUUAUUGGUUCCAUUCAAGUCAGAGUGCGUUAUUCAUUUCAACACCCACCCGAGGAUCCUGAAUCAGACACAUUAUCUCCUUUAUAUUUUAAUCACUCCAAAUCAAAUGAUAAUUUCAGUAUAUUGACAACAUCCCGAAAAAGCAGUGUUUACAGUAGUUCUAGCAAUGCAUCAUCACACAUCCAUCAGCAACAGAAUGAGUUCCAUGAUGCAGUGGAGCCCAAAUUAGUGGUGGUGGAUGAUUUACAACAAAUUAUCAAUUCUCCUACCACCCCCAAACCCAAAGUCUUGUUUAAAUCGGAAUCCACCGUAGAUUUAAUGUUUCAUCAAAAGCUCGAUAAAGGACGCCGACACAUUAAUCUGGAACAGUACAAAGUAGACUUCCCUAAAAUGGAUGGAGAAAACAAGAAGCGGGAUCUAGAUGUUUCCGAUACCGCCAGUAUUAAAAGUCAUAACUUUGGGGAUAAGAAUUUCGCCUUCAGAUGGAUUAACGAGUCAUUUGAAGAGGUUGCUAUCUCUCAUCCUAGUCUGGAUCGUAUGAUCGGCAUGGUCGUCAGUCCUCAAACACGUAUCUUGUUGCGUGCCGUUGUUAAAAUGUUUAAUGCCUUUGGUCAAGGUUUCAAAAUUACCAUCCUUCAACUGUUGGCCUCUCUCUCGCUCUUGCAAACAUUCUACUCAGAAGUACCAAGAUCACCACUGGCUGAAAAAAUCACUGAUUUGAAAUUUGUGGAUGAUUCGUAUUACUUCUUGGGACAUGCCAUCAUUGCUUAUGGAUGGCGCGGUAUUUCUUAUUUAGGAGAUUAUGCCAAAUACCUAAAGGACGUUGUAAAGACAAAAUCUAAUAAGGAAGCGAUUGUCCGAUACUUAAAGAUCCCACAAGAAGAUCUUUUAGGUUAUGAAUAUGGAUUACGUAAAGGUGCGGUAUUUCAACCGAGCUACUUUGUCUCGUAUGAUCGUGGUCGUGAAGCUAUUGUUAUGGGAAUUCGAGGAACUUGGAGUUUGUAUGAUUGUAUCACCGAUCUUGUUUGCGAAUAUAGACCUUGGAAAGGUGGACUUGUCCACUCAGGUAUUCUCGCUUCAGCACAAUGGUUCUUCACCCGUAUUAUUCCCCAGAUUUUUCUUUAUGUCAGCGAACAAAGAGAGUUAAAUAAUCGACCCAUCUCUUCUUUCAUCAUAACUGGUCAUUCUUUGGGUGCAGGCACUGCUGCUGUAUUGACUAUGAUGGUAGUGGAUCAUAUCGAGCAAUUAAGAGAAUUAUCCAACAAUCCCGAUUUCAAGGUUCAUUGCUAUAGUUACGCUCCGGUUGCAAGUGUUUCACAAGAUUUAUCUGAGAAAUACAAGGAUCACAUUGAUAGUUUUGUGUGUCAGGAUGAUCUGGUCGGAAGACUUUCUUACGGUACUGCCUCAUGUGCCAAAGAACUCAUUAUGGACUCAUUGAUUGCUGUAGAUGGAUUUGGUGGCACCACAAAAGUGAUGGCCAACUCCAAGAAAUUUAUCAUGGUAAAGAACCCAGAUAUCCUUUAUUGUAUGUACCUGGUACAGUCUACCAAUUCAGACGAGGUGGAUCUAAAACAGCCUCAAAACUACCCACACAAGAUAUUAAAUUGCCCGGUACAAAUCCAAUCAAUAGUCAAGAACCCGAGCCCAAGUUACGAAGAAGCGCUUCUACCUCAUCACGCACAAAAUCACAAAAGCCACCAUUUGUGCCCAGUCCAUCUGAACCUGCUUUACCAACGGCAGAAGAAGUCACAUUUACUUUACACCGUUCUUCUCCCAUGCUUUCGGAAGAAGUUUUGA